AUGGAUAUAUCGUUUUCUGAAAGUAUGGUUAAGCUCAACAAAGGGGUACACUGCGAGUUAAGAAAUGAGUACGCAUUCACUGGAAUUGAUGCAAAGAUGCAUAGUCCCACCUUUAAGAUAAAGUUGGCAGCGUACUAUGUGGAAAAGAAAGAGCGAGUCAUUCGAAUUCAACUUGCACCGAUGAAAGAGUGUUCUCGUGAGCUAGAGUUCGAGAAAGCUUUAACGCCAAACGACCCUUCCAGAGAAGCGUAUGGUAUGCUUCAAGCCCCUGAACAAAAGCUGCUGUUUAGGUCUAUCAUGUUUUCAACUAUUUAA
This is a messenger RNA of Angiostrongylus costaricensis, 315 nucleotides long. The record is from the annotation of a GenBank genome assembly. Lineage: Eukaryota; Metazoa; Nematoda; Chromadorea; Rhabditida; Metastrongylidae.